CCGACGGCCCGUGAAAGCAGCCAAGCCUCACAUGGCGGGAGAUUUAAACCCUCUCGAACUGACUGCCUGUUUACAUCAGGCCUCUGCUAACUGUUAUCAAACACAAUGAAUCAUGUGAAGAACAUAAAGGAAAUGCUGAGCAUCCCAACUGGAAGCAGAAAUGUGGCUACCACUGGCUACUCCAGUUUCACAGACUCUCAGUUGUUCUUUGGGUCUCAGUUUUGGCCUGAAAAUUCUCAAGGUGUGUCUCAAGAUAUGAGUGUGUCAUCCAGGAACUCCCAGCAAAGUUCACAAGAGGAAAGUGACCCAAAGUUUUCAAGCAGUUAUCACACUAAACCUUCCCUGUUUGGAGAAUUAAAGGGCAAGAGCAAAUCUUUUGGAAUACUGGAUAAAUUUGAAGAGGACAAGAAAAGAGCAAAAGAAAAAAGUGACGGUGAUACUUUAGCCAAAGAAUGUAAUCGUUUUCGAGAAACUCUCAACAAUAUCCAACAGCUGGUCGCUGGAACAGAAAGAAAUACUGCUGUGUGCCAAACGGUCCUCGAAAAAUUUGACAAUUUUGCAUCAACAUUGCAAAAUAAUCUUAACAGUCUUCAGAGUGACAUUUCCCAGCAGUUUGAGACUUUGCUGAAGGAAGUGAGCUCCCAGAAAGAGAUGAUGACUGUACUGGAGGAGAAGGUGCAAAAGGGUGGGGACCCCACAGCAGAACUUGGUUCAAAUCUGCAGAGUUUAAAGAAUAGCCUGGAGUGUCUGAGAGAGGAGCAGGAGGGAGAACGAAACAUGCUUGAAGAGGCUCUGAAGCUGCUCAGCACCUUCGUCUCACUGCACUCAGCCAAACCCAGACCUGAGAAAGUGACGGACAGUGCCAUCCAGACGUCACCAGGGCUGGAACAGCCAUUCUCCAACGUCCUGCAGAACAACCAGCUUGAAGACACACAGCUUACACGUAAGUCACACCACCUUGAUCACGAUCAGGCUGAAAUUCCCCCUCAGAGUCCCAGCUGCAUCAUCGGAAAGAGGAAAUCCACUCUGAGAGGCCAUAGGAUGCGCAAAAAGAGAGCGCUGGUGCUCUCACAACGCAGUAAGCACACUGUCAUGAAGGAAAACCGACAACCUCUAAUGAACUGUGACAAAAAACAAAAUGUUUCAACACCUCUCUGUGAGCGUCGUGAUCCAAACACGGUAACCGGCCAGGACAGUCUCAACCCAGACAGGGAGAUAAGAUCCAUAGCUGAGCGAUGUUUCAUCACCCCUAUCAGCUGCUGGUCUCAGGACAGCGACAGCUCUGUGUGCAUUACAGGAAUCGAACCCAUCUUAGAGAAGAUCUCAGCUGAGUCCAAGAGAGGGACCCCAGUGAAACCCCAAGGCCUCUGGCAGUUGUUUGACAUGGAUUGUGAUUUUGAUUUAGGCGUUUAGAGGCUGAGUAAAGGACUCAGAAGAGAGAUGUAUUUAUGCUCUUAUUUUUGGAGUACAAGCCAGAAAUGUUUAUUUAUUACUACUUGUGACUCAUUAGUUGUAGAGUUAUUCCGUCUUUUUGAAGAAUUAACACAUUGAUGAAUGUUUUUGGUUUAUAUUUAUGGUGGAGGAGCUGUGGAGGGGUGUAAAAAAGGUACUAAUGAUAAGUAAGUUUAGGACAGACUGGCCCACAAAUACACAUAUUUAAAGUUUUUCUGCUGAUGUAAAAAAAAUAUUGUAACACUUAUUGUCUCUGCUGGCUUAAUAAUUAAUUGAUUCUGUACUUAUACUGCUGACUUAUAAAUAAACUAAAAGAAUUGA
Sebastes umbrosus (honeycomb rockfish) is the source of this 1773-nucleotide messenger RNA. Its product is annotated as interactor of HORMAD1 protein 1. The record is from RefSeq and is a predicted model, not a curated record. Lineage: Eukaryota; Metazoa; Chordata; Actinopteri; Perciformes; Sebastidae. Gene Ontology annotation, cellular component: condensed nuclear chromosome. The transcript is spliced from 8 exons. The coding region runs from base 106 to 1413 and encodes 435 amino acids. Gene Ontology annotation, biological process: DNA recombination; meiotic DNA double-strand break formation; homologous chromosome pairing at meiosis.